Messenger RNA from Pecten maximus, 1975 nucleotides. RefSeq names its product dopamine beta-hydroxylase-like. The record is from RefSeq and is a predicted model, not a curated record. Gene Ontology annotation, cellular component: secretory granule membrane. NCBI's taxonomy places the organism in Eukaryota, Metazoa, Mollusca, Bivalvia, Pectinida, Pectinidae. Gene Ontology annotation, biological process: norepinephrine biosynthetic process; dopamine catabolic process; octopamine biosynthetic process. Gene Ontology annotation, molecular function: dopamine beta-monooxygenase activity; copper ion binding. Bases 158 to 1897 code for a protein of 579 amino acids. The transcript is spliced from 12 exons.
GCUUUACCUUCUGUCAAUAUAGCAUAGGUAUCAGUUACUAAUGCAUAACUGAUUAUUACAACAGAGAUACGAUGUUACUGCGACAUUUGCUGGUGUAUAACUUUCAUAUUGACAAUGUAAAACGUUUCAACUAAAAUCUCCCUUUAAAAGCAUUAAUAUGAACUGUGUGACUAGAGCGCUGGCAUUCAGCUUGGUGCUCCAGACAGUGCUGUCUACAUAUAGAUACCACACUAUUUUGGACACGGGUGGACAACUGUCCUUGGACUGGGAUGUGGAUAAUGUACAACAGCAGGUUAGGUUUCGGUUGAAGGCCAAGGUUGACCAUCACAGAAACCAGUGGUUUGGUCUAGGAUUCUCGGACUAUGGUAUGACUAAUGACGCUGACAUCGCUAUUUAUUGGGAGAAUAAUGGAGUACACCACUUCCAGGAUUGCUGGACGGACGAUCGUGGCCAACUGCAUGUCGACACUCACCAGGACUUCGUUUUGAUAUCAUCAUUUACAGAAAGGCAUCAGCGCAUUCUAGAGUUCCAAAGACAAUUCGAUACAUGUGAUGUACACGACUAUAUCAUAGAGAAUGGUACGACUCAUAUAUUGUUCUUCAUUGGCGAGUCUAGUCCACAGAAAUUGGAGGGCGUGUCACUGUCUGACCUAGGGGUUAAGAUCACUCGGGUACAGCUUCUCAAACCGGACAUACCUAUCCCAGUGUACCCAAGUGACACCUGGACAUUUGAAGUCACUGCUCCCUCGAUCACUGUUCCUGAUAAGGAUACCACAUACUGGUGGUAUCUCACACGGCUUCCUCACCUGUCUGAAAAACACCAUAUCAUCAAGUACGAAAGCGUCAUUCAGCCCGGAAGUGAACAUCUAGUUCACCAUAUGGAGGUAUUUCAGUGUGAAAUCGGUCCCGACGACGUCAUCCGACCUUAUAACGGGCCCGGAAUGGCGGAGGGAAAGCCUCCAGGACUGUCAGCCUGUCGGAAUGUUAUAGGAGCGUGGGCGAUGGGAGCAGGACCGUUUAUAUUGCCCCCAGAAGCCGGAACUCCUGUUGGUGAUAAAUCGUCCUCUUCCUUUAUCCUGCUAGAGAUUCACUACAAUAACCCUAAUAUGGUCAAAGGGAUGGUGGAUUCGUCUGGAAUAAGAUUUUACGUCACGCGACAUUUGCGUCGCCAUGACGCCGGAAUUAUGGAGCUUGGAUUAGAAUACACAAACAAAAUGGCCAUUCCUCCGGGUCAGAGGUCAUUUCCGCUUACUGGAUACUGCAUUGCCGAAUGUACAUCAUUGGGACUUGGACAUCAUGGCAUACAUAUAUUCGGGUCACAGCUACAUACUCAUUUGACUGGAAGGAAAGUCUACACCAAACACGUACGCGAUGGGGUAGAAUUACCAGAACUCAACCGGGACAACCAUUACAGUCCACACUUCCAGGAAAUACGUCGUCUUCCGGUUCCGGUGGAGAUUCGACCGGGCGAUGCCUUGGUGACGACCUGUGACUACCAUACCGAGGACAGGCCAAACGUUACAGUGGGAGGGUUCUCUAUCAAGGACGAGAUGUGUGUCAACUACGUGCUGUAUUAUCCCCGAACCAACCUCGAAGUUUGCAAGUCAUCCGUACAAACAUCCAGUCUCCACAAAUUCUUCGGAUUCCUCAACGAGUGGGAUAAGGAGGGGACAUCGUGGAGGAAGGGUGACCGGGAAAACUACAAUUCAAUCCGGUGGUCGCCCACCACUACCAGGCUUCUGUUGUCUCUGUACGACAUGGCACCACUCUCAAUGCAGUGUAAUAAGUCCGACGGCUCACGCUUCCCGGGGGAAUGGGAAUCAGCCAAAAAGACAAGGAUACACCUACCUCUCCCAAAGCCAAAAUCUCGAUGUCGCUCGAGACGUCUGUUUACCUGAUAUGAUCCGGACAAUUGAAACAUCAACUUGUAAACGUCAACACAACGCAGACAACACAAUCAAUGAUCAAAUAAAAAA